Coregonus sp. 'balchen' is the source of this 4719-nucleotide messenger RNA. The record is from the annotation of a GenBank genome assembly. Lineage: Eukaryota; Metazoa; Chordata; Actinopteri; Salmoniformes; Salmonidae.
AUGGCAGUAUCAGCUCUAACCGGAUUCUCCGUGGUCAGUUUGCUUAGUCUCGGCUACCUGUCGUGGGACUUGAUGAGUCCGAACCAGGUGGAGAACGAGUCCGUUCCGAACUUUCGAGACCGGUCGCCGGUACCACAUCCCCCUCACAUCAUCUUCAUCAUGACGGACGACCAGGGAUUCAACGAUAUCGGUUACCACGGCUCCGACAUCCAGACACCAACGCUGGAUAAACUGGCCGCGGAUGGAGUGAAGCUGGAGAACUAUUACAUACAGCCAAUAUGCACGCCAUCUCGCAGUCAGCUGAUCACCGGCAGGUAAGUGCAUAUUUUAUCACCAGAUCUGAAGUAGCCUAGAGAGUUGUUUUAUUGUAGCCAACUAAUUCAUGAUUUAUUCAUACAUAUGCUUUUGUCUUUGUCUUUUUUUCUAGGCAUUGUUGUAUUUUAUCUGUAGGAUCUAUUCCCUAUAGAUGGAUGUGUAGCAACCAAGACAUUGGUGGCUUAGCCCAAAGGCAUUAUGGGGGUCCGGGGCCCCCCAUGAAUUUGGUGCACUUUGAGAUGAACAUUGAGAGAUUAGAACACUGAGAGAUUAGAUAUUUUUCAGAUAGAUUACACCUUCCCACCUGCCACAGCAGACACUGCCAGGACUCAGUUACAGUAGCUACUGUGGGUCUCUCUACUCUAGAACACUCUCUACUCUCUACUCUGGGACACAUACAUCUACAGUGUAUUGCCAAAAACCUCCAUACCACUCGACAACUUCAAACAUAGACUCGGACCUGUCCAAUGAGCCAAAUUGAUUCAAUAAUCCCACAGUAAAUAAUCCCUCAGGUUCUUGUUUGUUACUGUCUCCUUUGUCUAUCCUCUUCUGUUAUGGCCUGUUCCGUUUUACUGGUGUCUGUCUCCAUCAUAUCCUAUUUUUCUGUUGCUGUCUCUGUGUCUCUCUCAGUGGAGGCUGGUGGGAGGAGCUAUAGGAGGACGGAAUAAUUGUAAUGGCUGAAAUGGAAUAAAUGUAACGGUAUCAUACACAUCAAAGAUAUGGAGACCACAUGUAUGACUCCGUUCCAUUUAUUAUAUUCCAGCCAUUACAAUGAGCCUGUCCACCUAUAACUCCUCCCACCAGCCUCCACUGGUCUCGUUCCAUCAUGUCCUAUUCUUCUUUCGCUGUAUCUGUGUCUUGUCUGGUGUGUCUCUCUCCAUCAUCUACUCUUCUGCUGCUGUCUCUGUGUCUUGUCUGGUGUCUCUCUCCUUCACCUAUUAUUCUGUUGCUGUCUCUGUGUCUUGUCUGGUGUGUCUCUUUAGUUUUGCAAUCAUAAAUGGUCAAGGGGAUAAUUGGGUAGCUUAACUUGUUUUGGGCCUAUGUCUGGGUCACCUAAAUCAUCCUCUUCCCUACCAGUUGCCCCUGGCUGCUGCUGUGCUAAGUGCUCCACUGGCCUGCUGUUCUCAUCUGUCCUCUUCCUUGGCUCAUCUGCAAGGUAGCACGGUAGUGGUACAACAUGUCAUUAGUUUGUUUUAAAGGGCAACUGCACUUCCUGAUUUGGCCUCAUUUUAUUUGGUUCAUUAAGAAAUGCUUGCGGCCAUGACUGAAUUCAAAUGUGAGUUGGUUUUGGAGUGUGGUUUGAUGUGGGUGUCUCAUGUGUGUUCACAGGUGGGAAAAGUUAGCCAUAUGAUUUAGCCAAUUAGCUGCAGCCGGCUGGUGUGUAACCUGACAUUGACUUUGGAUAGCCUAGUUCCGGGGCUAGUUAGGGACCGUCAAUAAAUUACACAAUGUAAAUGGGACAAUAUUGUCAUUCUCAUUAAAUGCUUUAAAUAUUUGUAUAAGAAUUUCUACAAUUUAUAGUUGGUUUGAGGUUUUUAAGUCAUUGAAAUUUGGAGCUAUUGGAAUUUUAACAUACUGUCCCAUGUACAUUGUGUAAUUUACCGAUGGUCCCUAACCCCAUAGGGAUAUCCAAAGUCAACCCAAAUUUACUACAGUCAUUAAGUUCGGGUCGCGUGUAGCUGCCAGCUGUGGGCAGGAUUGAAACAAACCCAACCUUAAUCAAAAUUGCACCUAAACUGCAAUAUUAUAUUGUGGCCUUUCUCUUGCGAUGGAAAGACGAUGGAACAAAAAAAAAAAUAGAAAACGCAUGUUUUUUUUUUGGUAUUAUCUUUUACCAGAUCUAAUGUGUUAUAUUCUCCUGCAUUAAUUUCACAUUUCCACAAACUUCAAAGUGUUUCCUUUCAAAUGGUAUCAAGAAUAUGCAUAUCCUUGCUUCAGGUCCUGAGCUACAGGCAGUUCAAUUAGGGUAUGUCAUUUUAGGCGAAAAUUGAAAAAAGAGGUUAAGCAAUAAGGCACGAGGGGGUAUGGUAUAUGACCAAUAUACCAUGGCUAAGGGCUGUUCUUAUGCACGACGCAUCGCGGAGUGCCUGGACACAGCCCUUAGCCGUGGUAUAUUGGCCAUAUACCACAAACCCCCGAGGUGCCUUAUUGCUAUUAUAAAAUGGUUACCAACAUAAUUAGAGCAGUAUUUUCAGGUCUUGCGAUAGAUUUUCAAGACGAUUUAAGUCAAAACUGUAACUCAGCCAGGAACAUUCACUGUCUUCUUGGUAAGCAACUCCAGUGUAGAUUUGGCCUUGUGUUUUAGGUUAUUGUCCUGCUGAAAGGUGAAUUAAUCUCCCAGUGUCUGGUGGAAAGCAGACUGAACCAGGUUUUCCUCUAGGAUUUUGCCUGUGCUUAGCUCCAUUCCAUUUAUUUUUUAUCCUGAAAAACUCCACAGUCCUUAACGAUUACAAGCAUACCCAUAUUCAAUGUCUGCUUUUCUUAUUUUUAGCCAUAUACCAAUAGGUGCCCUUCUUUGCGAGGCAUUGGAAAACCUCCUGGGUCUUUGUGGUUUAAUCUGUGUUUGAAAUUCACUGCUCGACUGAGGGACCUUACAGAUAAUUGUAUGUGUGGGGUACAGAAAUGAGGUAGUCAUUCAAAAAUCAUGUUAAACACUAUUAUUGCACACAUAGUGAGUCCAUGCAAUGUAUUAUGUGACUUGUUAAGAUUGUGUGUAGGCCAGUGACAAAACCCCCCACAAUUUAAUACAUUUUAAAUUUAAACACAACAAAAUGUGGAAAAAGUCAAGGGGUGUGAAUACUUUCUGAAGGCACUGUAUAUACAGAAGCCCAGGCCUAAUGAUGCCACUGGAUCCUGUUCAAACUCAGUAUUGUUUGAUCCAUAUAUCUGUCUGUUUUCUACUUAGAUUUUUGAUCAUUCAUAUUUGAUACAUUGAUUUAGGCUACUUUCAUUAUUAGUCAAUUACUUGAGUGACCAGACAUUUUAUGCCUUUGUGUCCAUCUACCUAGGUAUCAGAUCCACACUGGCCUGCAGCACUCCAUCAUCCGACCCCGUCAGCCCAACUGCCUUCCCUUUGACCAGGUCACCCUGCCCCAGAGACUGCAGGAGGCUGGCUACUCCACCCAUAUGGUGGGCAAGUGGCACCUGGGCUUCUACAAGAAGGAGUGCCUGCCUACCCGCCGGGGUUUCGACUCCUACUUCGGCUCUUUGACAGGCAGCGUGGAUUACUACACCUACAAGUCGUGUGACGGCCCAGGGAUGUGUGGUUUUGACCUCCACGAGGGGGAGACGGUGGCAUGGGGUCAGGGGGGGAAGUACUCCACCCAACUGUACACCCAGAGGGUGAGGAAGAUCUUAGCUGCCCACGACCCUCAGGCCCAGCCUCUGUUUAUAUACCUCUCCUUCCAGGCGGUGCACACACCUCUCCAGUCCCCGCGGGAGUACAUCUACCCAUAUCGCGGCCUGGGCAACGUGGCCAGGAGGAAAUAUGCAGCCAUGGUGUCGGCUGUAGACGAGGCGGUGAGGAAUGUGACCUAUGCCCUCCGCAAGUACGGCUACUACCAGAACAGUGUCAUCAUAUUCUCCACCGACAACGGAGGCCAGCCCUUCUCCGGGGGCAGCAACUGGCCUCUGAGGGGGCGUAAGGGCACCUACUGGGAGGGGGGCGUCAGGGGACUGGGCUUCGUCCAUAGCCCCCUGCUGAGGCGCAAGAGGAGGGUGAGUAAGGCCCUGGUGCACAUCACCGACUGGUACCCCACGCUGGUUGGGCUGGCUGGGGGAAACGCGUCACUGACCGAGGGGCUAGAUGGGUAUGACGUGUGGGGGGCCAUCAGUGAGGAGAAGGAGUCCCCCCGACUGGAGAUCCUCCAUAACAUCGACCCUCUCUACAACCCGGCCCGGAGCGGCUCCCUGCAGAGUGGCUAUGGCAUCUGGAACACAGCCAUCCAGGCCUCCAUCCGGGCAGGCGACUGGAAGCUCCUGACCGGAGACCCCGGAUACGGAGACUGGACCCCGCCCCAGAUGCUCCCCGGCUUUCCCGCCGGCUGGUGGAACCUGGAACGCCACCUGGAACCUCAGAAGUCAGUAUGGCUCUUUAACAUCAGCGGAGACCCGUAUGAACGCUACGACCUGGCCGAGCAGCGACCGGAUGUGGUCAAAGAGCUCCUGGCACGGUUGGUAUUCUACAACCGGACCUCUGUCCCGGUGCGGUACCCCUCUGAGGACCCCAGGGGCGACCCGGACCUGAACGGGGGUGCGUGGGGACCGUGGGUGGGGGACGAGGAGGAGGACCACUGGAACGGGGUUUACCACAAAAAGACCAAGGAUGGGAAGAAGUACAAGCUGUCCAAAACCAAAUCCUUCUUCAGGAGAUUUAACACUAGAAUCAUGUCCAACCGGAUAUAG